AUGCGCGCGGCCACGCGCACCUGCACCAUAGCCGACGGCGACGGCCACGCGCGGGCCGCGUGGGCGCACCGGCCGCAACGCCAACUUGCGCGCGCGGACGGCGGGUCAUCCCGGGCGGUGCGGCAUGCAGCCAGAGGUAGAGGCUGGGAGCGCGCCUGCGCGGUGACCGGAGUUCCUGCACAUGCAUCGGUUGCUGAGGGAGAUCGAGAAGAAAAGAGGAGCUUGCUGCUUGGUGCAGAGCAGCAGCAGCAGUUGUUUUCCUCCUCUUGGUCACCGAUUCAAGAUUUGAAGGCUAGUAGCAGGCUGCAAGCUGUUUUCUCUUCUUCGGUGACAACAGCUCGGUGUCUUUGCUUUCCUGUUUUGAUUUGGAGAAUCCGGAGAGUACCGAGCCAUAUCCAGAGGAGGAUAGUGACUACCCUCAGCAGGAAGGUGAGGAUUCCGGGUAUGAGUUGUGCUUCUUGUGUGGUCACUGCUCUGCCGGGGGUGGCGAGGGCAGUGAGUGAUCCCUUCUCUUGCAGCUUGGCUCUUGCCCGGUUGGUUUGCCCUUGUGGGGUUGUGGCACCGCCGGCUUUCGUUUUAUGCUUAUGAGCUUUAUUUGAGUCUUCCGCUGCUACUCCUUCUGUGUAUGUUGGGACCUUGGACCCUAUGUUGUAUCAUGUACCUUGCCACUUAUUAUCCAUGAUAUGGUACUGUUAUGACUAUUAAUUGCUUACGAUGAAAAUGUGAGGCUAGUCGCAUUCCUGGGGACUAGCUAAGCAUGAGUAAUGGGUUUUGAUCGCUUGAGAUAAUCGGAGAUAGCGGUUUGGAUCGAGUCACUGGGGUAUACUUUUAGUCGCUACCUUCGAGUAGUUGAUGGGCAUAUGACGGAGUAGACUGGCAAACUAUCUUACGGUUAUGUCUUGCGCUCACUACUCGGCAUUCCGAUUAUUAUAACAGAAGGUUGUCAACCGUGAUCAUGGACACAUUGAGGACGAGUGGCUAUUUAUGCGUGUGUGGAUCUCACUCCUCUAAUAGUAUGUGAUGGUCACGCUGAAUAUUGG
This is a messenger RNA of Oryza brachyantha (malo sina), 1040 nucleotides long. RefSeq lists its product as uncharacterized. Lineage: Eukaryota; Viridiplantae; Streptophyta; Magnoliopsida; Poales; Poaceae. The transcript has 5 exons. The coding region runs from base 1 to 588 and encodes 195 amino acids. The record is from RefSeq and is a predicted model, not a curated record. Gene Ontology annotation, molecular function: metal ion binding.